AUGGGCAAGAAUAAGAACGCCAUCGUGAAGGCCAAGGCCACAGCUGCCAAAACCAAGGCGGUUGCGAAAACUGCUGCCAAGCAGAAAGCCAAAGCCCAGCCGGCCCCAAAGGCAACAGCUGCCACCCCAGAUCCCGAUCGGCAACAGCUCAGCAACUUUGUCACCUCGAUGAAGUACAAAGCCACCAAAGGGCAGAACCCGGAGCACCGUAGCACAGCUCAGAAGCUGUUGGAGAUGUAUGCCGAGAUGGACAACGAAGGCAAACGUGCUAUGGCCAAGAAGUAUGUCGAGCACGGUGGCAAGGAUCUCACCUGGUCUGCUACCUAUUUCGAGAGCAAUGUGGUGGAGGAUAUCACGGAAAAGUCCACCAGGAAGGGCAUGAUGACCAGGAAACAGAUACUCGACUUGGAAGGCAUUGAUGUCUCCGACAUGGACAAUGACACAAAAAACGAAUGCCUCCAGGAGUUGCUUAAGAAGUUGUGGGACCGUCUCAAGAUGAACCCGGAGAGCCACCCCGAGCUGAUUGAGAAGCACAAAAUCGAGGCCAUGAACAGAUACUAUUACGAACACGUGGAUCAAAAGGACACAGAGUUGAACAAAAACUCGCAGGAGUUGAGUGUGCAGGCUGCUGGGUUCAGAAUGGACACAGCCCAGAAGAUGAUCACGAACAGGCCCUCGGACCCCAAUGUGAAGAUUGAGAAUAUGUGGCACGUGGAUCUCAUGGCCAAAGUGAAGCCUGUCUGGCAAGCCAAAGCAAAGCUCGAAAGAGAUGAAGCCACCCUCAAGGAUAUCCUGUGCGAGUUCGAGAAUGCAGUCGAAGGCAAAAAGGGGUUCAAUGAAAUCGUGCAGGACUACGAGUCCAAGAUGGAAGUGCUGCACGAAUUCUUGUCGCAGCUUCGGAAGGCAUAUGCCCAGGUCACCAAGAUUGAAGCCAGUGACGAGGGCACAUGCACGACAGCCCUAAGUGAAUGGACCACGUUCGGGGAGGCGAUGUUGGUUCACCAGCAAGGAGUGAAGCAGAUGAUGUCCGGUAUGCGGGCCUUCCUCUAG
Messenger RNA from Symbiodinium necroappetens, 1050 nucleotides. The record is from the annotation of a GenBank genome assembly. NCBI's taxonomy places the organism in Eukaryota, Dinophyceae, Suessiales, Symbiodiniaceae.